UGAGCUCCAACCAGAGCCAUGGGGAGUACCCAGACUGCCGGAGUGAGAGGGAGUCGGGAGGGGAGGCGUCUCUCCUGGUGUCUCCGCUGGUGGUGGCGGGGAUCGUUAUAGGUCUGGUCCUCUUCCUCUCCUGCAUCACCAUCAUCGUUGGCAGCUUGCGCAAAGACAGUCGACUCCGAAACCCACACCUUCGAGCAAGCUACGGUCUGGAUGGUUUUUCCUACGGAGGUUCAGUAGGAGAACUAAGAUCUACCUGCUUAGAAGACUUUCCUCCUGGUUUAGACUUUGAUUCAUACAGAGAGACCCUGUCACAGGUCAACAACCUGUACCCCGAUUCACCGCCACGUUACGAUGAGUGUGUUGGUCCAGGUUCAAGUCAGAUUUACAUACCAACAGAUGAUCCGCCUCCUUACUCCCUAUUGGACCCCUGUCAGAGAGGGGCAGAGCAGGAGGAGCAGCCUAACUACACCAAUCUGGAUCCUUCUCCAUACUGUGGCGAGACCUCGGCCAGCGCUGCCUGGUUUUCCCCUUCCCACUACCCACUGGGACUACAGGAGCAGGAGCAUCAACACAUUGCAGCCAUCUCUUUCCCGCUGGAAGCGGCACCGCCUUAUGAGUCAGUGUUGGCCGAGCAGGGACAGCCCCUCCCUCUCAUGCCGUGCGACCUUUAUAAACACCAAUCAGAGAGGGGGGAUGAUGGCAACUCCCGGCAACCAGGGGCGAACCAGAUCUCAUAGGACAAUUCAUUAUUUUUCUUUCACCUGUGCUGUUGGUUGUCCCCAAUUGAAUUAAACAAACACUUGUGAUGUGGGGCACAAAAUGGCUGUCAGGAGCAGCUGUGACACCAAACAAUGGACACUAAAUGAGAUGUACACCUCUUCCACACAGUUGCUAACACCUAAUAAGGCUGAAGUAUUGCUAACGUCAGCCUCUCAGUGGACUGAAAUGCAGCCAGGACUCCUUACAAUUUAACAACAGUUUGUUUAUGGACAAAAUACAAACUCACUGAUUGCAUUGUACUGUAAAGUUUCUGGAAUGACAGGUUCUCCCAUAAAAAGGUCUCUCGUCCCGAUGAUGAUUGGACAAUGACUCCAUCUGGUAAUAACACCAUUGUCUAAUUCAGCUUUUGCCAUGUUUUGACUGUUAAUCUCUCUUUCUUGAAUAAGUCAUGUGUCAUAUUUGGAGUUUAGGCAGGCUUACUGCUACAAACAUUAACAUCUAUUCAUCAUACUGUCGAUGACGGCAAAUGGCUUUGUCUGGAGAUGAAAGGCAGAGUGUAAACAAUAUCUAUGUGGUAUUUAAUAGUGUAGUUUAAGGUAUACAGAAGCACACAGACUACCCCCUCCCAUGUUUUGUUUUUUUGGUAUGACCCUCUCCUAUCAGUCUAUUUAAAUGAUGUUUUGAAAGUACCACUUGUUGUUGUGUACGACAUCCUCAACCACCAGAACACCACUGCUGAUUGUCAGUCUGUAGUGUGUAAACAUUUAGAGCAGUGUGCUGUCUUGUUGCUUCCAGUGUGGUAGUAGUAUCCUCGCGGUUAGAAUGACGACCCUGUAAUAAAAUGGUGGUGACCAUAAACUAAUUAGGAAACUACCUGAACAGGAAGAGUGAAAUGUAAACACUACCCCCCUCUUUACAGUUAUGCCUUCCAGAGCAAAGCACUAUGAUGAUGUUAUGGAAGUCAGUGUUAAAUAUUUUUAGCAUACACCUGUCAUCACCAGAGAGGGGGUUUCAACACGUCCACUGUUGUACAAAUUGUCAUAACUCUUCCUAUCAAGGGCUCUGGUUUUAAUAUUAAUUCUGUAACUGGGACCCCAGCAGCGAAAUGUAGCUCAGAGCCCUCCUCCUGAUGAGGUUGGGUUGAUGCAACAAAGAAGUUACACAUUAAACUGUAGACCUUACCACACUGUUCAGUGGAGGAAUGGAUGCUUCUGCCUUUGUCUUUUUCUCUUUGUUUCCCUCUCCUGAAAGAAUUAACUUGACUUGAGCCAUUAUGGAGGUUUUUCCUUACUGCACUAAAAGUGUCAGCAUCUUCUCAGUUAACCUGCAUAAGCAUCAGCUUGAUUAUUAAAUUAUGUAAUUCAUUAGAUAGCUAAAACUGAUGUUACAGCGUGAUAUAGGUAAUAAUGUAUACUGUUAUUUACAAUACUAAAUAAUCUUUGCAUUAUUGUCUUGAUUAGUUGAUUAUAAAAUGUCAGUAAAUAGUGAAAAAUGUCCAUCACAAUGUCUUAAAUCCCAACGUGAUGUCUUCAAAUUGAUAGUUUUUGACCAAAACCCCCAAAUGUUCUGUUGAGACAGAGAGAGAGAAAUCUCAGAAAAGACAGAAAAAUCUUCAAAUCCUCCCGGUUGAGGAUCUGAAAAAUGACUUGAACAAGUAGAUUAUAAAAACAGUGGCUGUUUUCUACUAACUGAUUAAUCAAAUGUUUCAGGUCACAUCUAAACAACAACAUCCAUCAGAUGUGUUACUGCUGAUGUAUCAUUUCCAAUACAAAGCAGAGAUUAUGAAUGUCUCUGUGUAGAUGGCUAGAUACCAGCUAUAUGUAGAAAUCAACACAGUCUUAUGAAUGGGCUCUCAGAAACAUUUCAAUUUGAGCAAAUUUGCCAAACAGUGAGUACAUUCAGCAUUUAUUUAAUACAAAGAAUAACAUGAAGGUCACAUAGUGCGACGAAAAUUACAAGUGCAGAGGGUGAUAGAUGUAUUCAACCCCAGCACUGCAGCUUCCAGUCCCGUCUUAGUCAACAAUAGGAAUUUUAAUAAAUCAUAAAGGCAUAACAACUUUUCCAGGUUUUUAUACCUUAUAUAGCUUGAACAUUGUUUAGUUUAAUUUUGUGCAUCAGUAGAUAAGUGCAUUAAUGCUGGAAAGAAGAAAAACAUAAUCCAGGCAGCAUUAUGUGCAGCCAUAAAAUAUUAAACCUGUUAUUUACGGUUGUUGGUGCCCAAGAGCUGAACACCUCCACUAUGGCCACCAGAGACCCUGUUACAUCAACUCAGGGCUCUCUGUAUUUGACAUUAUUUACCAUAUUGUGACAAAGACAGAAGCAAAGAAGCCGUGUUUGAAAGUUGUGUGUGGAGGGAAAACCCGGGUUAUCCUGGAGAAGGCAUCACCAUUUAUCACCAGUAAUUUUUAAGGAGGAAGUCAUUUAAGACUGAGCUUUAAUAACAAUGCAAAUGUUAUUUAGUUUCAGAAUAAUUUGUCCUGAUUUUUGUUUUGUUUCAUAAAUUUUGUUCGUCAAUUUAGACAAUUGUCAUUGUAUGACAUUGUUUUUGUGUUAUAAGAUGUGCCUAAUAUCCCUCAGACUGUUAGCUCGAACAUUGUAGCCAUAAUAUAAUAAUCUCGAUGCAAGUAACCCAGUGUUUUGCACUGUUUUGUUUGGUUAUGACAUGAAGUAUUGGUUUACGGUCGUGGUAUGGAGGAUUAAUUGAAUCAUAUUGAAUAAGUUGUGAUGACAGAUUUUAUUGAGGGAACAAAUGAACCAUGUUGACUCUUUCAAGCUGCUGUCCCAGUGAUCAACUUUGUGUUGUCAUUUGGUUUGACAGUUGAUGAGUAAACUGCACAGUUCACAUCCAAAUGUUUUUAACUGGUUACCAUUCAGAGUUUGUCACUUAACAACUCUUUUGAUUUUAUUGCAAUGGAUCGACUCAUUCUUUAACCACCUACAAUCUGAUUCUCUGUUUGAUUGUUUUCUCGUUUCUUUAUCUGUUUCUGUCUCUCCUCCUCUUUUUUCUCCCUGCAAGAUUCAGGUAAUCUUUAAAAAUUGCUAUUUUAAUGUGCAGUUAAAAUAAAAACAAAAAAACUGCAGUUCAUCUGCUACUAAUGCACCACUCAUUUUCAGUUUUUCCCACGGUGACUUUUAUACAUAUGAAUAAAUAAAAAUUGAUCGGCUUGAUGAGGUAUAUUAGUGAUUUAGUGAUAAUUCUAUCAGUGUUGCUGGAUUGUAAAAAUUUGUGUAACUAGAAUAGUUUAAUCAGCAAAGUAGAAUUCAGCUGGUGACCAAGGAAUCUGAUGUGUUUAUGUAAUUGACGCUAUCAAAUAGAAAACAUUAAAGGACCUCAUAUGUUGUGCAUUCAUACCUUGCAUACAUAUCGCAUUAUAGUGCUGGUAUAUUCAGUCCUGCAAAAAGAUGUCUCCACGAGAAGAAACACACAACAAAUCCACAGAAUUUGGAAUUUAAAUAAGAAAAAUUUAAAUACAAGACAGACUUUUUUAGAAAAUUGUUAUGAAAUUCAAAGUAACCAGUAGAUCAAAUUAUAUAUAAACUCUAACUCUUACUAUACUCUUCUACUACAUUAUAGACACCUUAAAUGAUCGACUUUGAAUUUUUUUUGUGUUACUAGUAAGACACCUAUCCCCAAACCUCCACAUUGCUCUUUUUUUAUCCAGUAUUCAUUGG
Morone saxatilis (striped sea-bass) is the source of this 4392-nucleotide messenger RNA. RefSeq names its product brain expressed, associated with NEDD4, 1 (gene bean1). The record is from RefSeq and is a predicted model, not a curated record. Lineage: Eukaryota; Metazoa; Chordata; Actinopteri; Moronidae.